UGCGGGAAAGCUUUCAGUUGUAUUUUGUUUCUAUAUAAUAUAUGCUCAGUCAAAUAAAACAGAACGGUAGAUGCGGGACGUUGGAGUCACCUAGGAAGUUGUACGACAGUCUACUUCUUAACGUCUACGGCAAAAUCGGUGAAAGGGAAAAGGACGUAUUUGAAUUUUCGUUCAGAAAUGACCUGUCGAGUUCAGAUCUAGAGAGCCGAAAUCCAUUGAAGUGGUUUCGCAUUUUGGAGCGACGAGGGAAGCUAUCGUGGACCGACGUUGAGUCCUUGGUUCAUUAUCUUAAAGAGGCGUCACUUGAUUCUUUGGCAUCUCAAGCUCGUCAUUACCAGGCCAGAGUUCGAGUUAUCAAAUUCUUUCAACGAUAUCUCCAGGAAAGUCUGCCUGGAAUCCGUCUCGACGAUAAGUUAAACGAUAAAUGGUGUUCAGAGGAAAACCUGCCAAAGCACUACUUGAAAAGAUGUCAGGAAUUGCUUCGAGGGGCACAAGAUUAUGAUAUAUCUUUAAACUAUUUGCGGAGUCUAUUUUCUAAAGGAAUGGUUAUAUUGGUAAAGAGUUGUUCUACUAAUGAUUCCCAGUCAGCUUGUUUCAAGCUGCUUUACUUAGCUGAUCUAUUUUACCAAAGAUUUAAGGGAGUGAUAGUCGCUGAUAAAGAACUGCUGAAUAUCAAGCCUCUUUCGUCAGGUAAAUUUGUAUCUCUCGAUGGUCGUGGAAGAACGCCAGUAGUUCUCAGACGAAGAAGUUCAGUACAAGUUGAAGUUUUUCAGCAGUUUAUUCAGAGGCGAGGUUUACAUGAAUUCAACAUGUCGUUCACUGUAUUAAUGUGUGUAAUAUUACCACUGGCUGGACUUGUUACAAGUUCAGUACUAGGUAUGAUUUCAAAAUAAAAAAGCUAGAUAUCUGAUUAAUUUUGGUUGAAAAUGGCUCGAUCUUUGAAUAGUAUAACAUCUUGUAUCAAUUAUUUUUCCAGAACCAGUGAUUUCAUAUUACAAGGCCCUAUAUAUUUUACUGACUGUGCCUUGAACAUAACUACAAUUGAUGAAAAAAUUACACUUUCUAUAACAUUUCCUAGUUUGGAAAAUUCCUCGAUAUUAAUAUUAACAAUUGAUGUAAACCAAUCGAAGCCAUUCUUAACCAAAAUUAUGUUAAAUGCCGGAGAUAAAAGGGGAUCCGCAUAGAGUUGGAUAAUGCAGGAAAAGUUAAAACUAAAAGGAUUUAUACUAAAAAGAGAAUAUGGGGUGUGAGAAAAAAAUUUUUGCAUCACAAGAAAACUGAAUUCAGACAACGAAAUGUAAAAUGAAAGUUUGAAACCAUUGAGGAAAAAAAGAUAGAAUUAAUUAAAAAGGAAACAAUAAAUUAAAAGGAAUGUGACAAAACACGGAUAGCUUACGUUAAAAGUCACAACGAAAAGUCAAAUAUGAUAUAAGAAACCAGUAAAGAAACACGAGACAAAAUGCGUGCAAGACGUAAAAUAAGGAGGAAACACAUUAAAGCUUAUAAUAAUGGCUUGAAGAUAUUAGUGAUUUGUUAAAAAGAUAACAAAUUCACGAGUGAUACAGAUAUUAAAGAUUGAAAGAGUUUAAAAGAUUAUAUUGACAUGGGCAAGCAAGUUUGACUCCCUUGUCGGAAGAAAUAAGAAAACAUGAAACAAUUUGAAAGUUGGAAAAAGGUGUAAAAUGAAAUUAAACGAAGUGAGGUAGUUAAACGCCUCUCAGUAUUUAAAACAAAAGUGAAGUUUUAAAUGAAGUGUAUGAUUAUAAAUAUACCUCUGAGUUAGGAUAUUUAAAACAAAAAUGAAUGAAGUUUUAAAUGAGGUUAAAUUUUUAAAGAAAAAAUUGAAAUAUUGUAAACAAUUUAUUGACAUUCAAUGAAAAUAGAUUUGAACGAAAAAUGAUUAUAAAUGUAUUUUUACAUGCAGACAAAAAUAAAAUUGUAAAAAUAACAAGCCCUGGUAAAACAAGAAUGAAGUUUGAAUAAAUGAAGCUAAAUUUUUUAUUAUUGAUGUGUGUGCGUAUGUAUAUGUGAAAUAAGGAUGAAUAGGUGUAGUAAGACAUCUUAGUUGAUAGAUGUAAUGAAUUUAAAUGAACAAAUACUACAUAAAAAGCAAGAACGAUGAAAAUAAUUGAUAUUUUGUAUGAGCAUAUAACAAAACAAACAAAGUGCAACUGAGAGAAAAUGCGUUUCAUGUGUAAAAAAUUAGUAUUUGUAUAUAGUACAUUUCUAUACAGAUAUUUGGUAGACUUGUUGACGUUUUAGUAUAUAAUAAACAUUUGUCACUAAGAAUCGCUGAAUAAAAUGUGUAUUUAUUG
Molecule: messenger RNA, 2315 nt
Organism: Dendronephthya gigantea
Lineage: Eukaryota; Metazoa; Cnidaria; Anthozoa; Malacalcyonacea; Nephtheidae
Exons: 3
Coding region: 42-893 (283 amino acids)
Biological process (GO): regulation of apoptotic process
Molecular function (GO): protein binding
Source: RefSeq, a predicted model, not a curated record